Messenger RNA from Symbiodinium natans, 2193 nucleotides. The record is from the annotation of a GenBank genome assembly. Lineage: Eukaryota; Dinophyceae; Suessiales; Symbiodiniaceae.
AUGUUUGCCCUCUGCAAAUGCGAAGAAGGCGGCCAAGAUUUGUCUCCGGUGGAGGUUGUCGUGGUCCAGCCGACUCUGCAAGAUUCUCUGGAGGUGCAAAUCAAGUCGAAGGAUGCCGAUUCAGAUUCCGAAGGCGAAGGUAGCAAGCUUGACUUGAACGAGCUGGUGGUGGCACCAGGCUCGUACAAAGUCGUCUCCGCAGCAGCCCUCCAUGAGCCGGCGCUGAGGACUGGAAGUGUUUGGUAUCUUCAAGCUCAGCCGGGCGACGAGUCCAACUUGCAGAGCGUUGCACGGGUGCAUUUGUCCAUCCACAUCAACGGCAUUGGCAUCAGGCAUGUGAACGAGUGCACCACGACCUCGUUGGCAUGGUCGCCUUUCAGCCUUGUCCAAGCCUGCCGGCUUCACAGUGCCGAGGCUGAUGAGUCCCUUCCUGGGUCACGUCUUUUCAAGAUUGUGGACUUCCACAGCUGCAAGACUCUGAUGUUUGCAGUUUCGGGUCCCGACUGUCAACAAGAGCGAGCGAAAUGGGUCGCUGCUGCUGCCCGAGCCUUGCGAUUGCUGACCGUAUCGCUAUUUCCAGUUUACAGAUUGGUCACGGAGCCGGUGCCUGGCCUGGAGUGGACGAAAACACGUCUGCUCGCCGGCUACAUGUUGCUCUUUGACCGGACCGGGCUGACAACCGUGUUUUGCGAGCUGCAUGCGCCAGUCGAGGAGACCGCAGGCUUCAUCGCCUACGAGGACCACUCCUGUACCGCUCUCGUAGCCCGAGUCGCUAUUGAUUCAAUAAGUCACAUCAGCGAGAGACUUGGAGUAGAUUGCAGCUGUUUCACCUUGAACGAUCAGAACUUUGCAGCCAGAAGUGUUGCAGAGAAGAAUUUGUGGCUGCGAGCCAUCAGCAAUGUAAAGGUAAAGCUCCGUCAUGCCAUCAUGCCGACCAGCAACCUGGAGAUGAGGCACUACCGGGCUGCCAUUGAGGAGCAGGCGACAAAGCUACCGCAUCUCGUGCUAUCAGAGGAGCUCCAAGCGCGUGGACCAUUUCUUCCAAGGUGCCCAGGAAAUGGCUGGUCAGGUUGCAAUCAGACUUCUGUCCCCGAUAGCAGCAUGGAUGUAGAGCCCGAGCCGCAGGCGGCUUUUCUGGGCGGACAGAUGGAGACCUCGAAUCCCGAGACUCCUGAGCCAAGCACUCCUUGUUGGGGCAUGCUGGUUGAUUCCUGUCAGGCAAAGCUUCUCGAGCUACGAUCCCGGACAGAUGAGGCUGCACAGAUCCUGCUGUCUGGGCAGAAAAAGGAUGCCUUCCACUAUGUGAAGAAGGGCAAUGUGGAUGCCAUCAAGACCAUCUUGGAGAACCUGGAUGACAACGUGCGCUGGCAGGACUGGCGCGACUACUGUGGGCGUACACUGCAAAGCUACGCCAGGGAGAUGAAGGCUGAUCAGGUGGCGGAGUUUUUGUCGUCAUUGGCCAGCACUGCUUCGCCCAGACCAUCAGUCCCUCGCUCUGAGAAGAGCCGCGCGUCGAGCCGACCGUCAUCGGUUGCACUUGACGAAGAGGUAUUGGGUGAUGCUGAAGAUGCUGAGGAAGAGGAGCCUUCGCACCUGGUGGCGAUGACCAACAGCAACAACUUGGAUCCUCAGGAAGACUACCAAGAGGAUUAUUUCCCGUCCAACUGGAUGGAGGAGAAGGUUUCGGCGAAGCACUCUCAUGCCCACAGGUUGGCAGAAGUGACACGGCAGGUGUCAGAAGCAACCGAGGAGGGCGAAGAGCUUGAAGAGGAGCCUUCCACUUCCCUGUCACAGGAGGAGCAAGAUGCCUUGAAGAAAGAGGCCUUCCGAAACGUGGUCCAGGACAAGAUGCAAGAGCUUGAUGAAGUGCUGGCACAGUUGCCCGUUCAGAUCUGGUCGUGCUGGGAGAACAAAGCUGGAAAGGACUUGAUAACCUUGUCACAAGAGCGAGGGUCCAGCGGAGCUUACUGCAUUCUGGCCAAAAGGCUUGGAAUCGUACAGGAGCUGAAGAAAGAUUCCUUCGAGGAACGGGAGGAUGUUUGGGUUUUCCUGCCUGGUGAGGUCCAGCCUCUCCGAGCCACCGUCUUGGAGGACACUCCCGAAGAGCAAGAUGAUGUUCUCAUCCAAUACUGGGACGGCGAUGACCCCGCUACUCGCAUCGAGAAAUGUCUCGUUCGGAAAAUAUGGAGCUGA